This is a messenger RNA of Carya illinoinensis, 2421 nucleotides long. RefSeq lists its product as uncharacterized. The transcript has 5 exons. NCBI's taxonomy places the organism in Eukaryota, Viridiplantae, Streptophyta, Magnoliopsida, Fagales, Juglandaceae. The record is from RefSeq and is a predicted model, not a curated record. Bases 1 to 2421 code for a protein of 806 amino acids.
AUGUCAAAUACACAUGGCAUCCGAGUUAUUCCUCAAAAGGUGUUGCGUCAUUUCCCGUUGGUGCCAAGACUGCAGCGGUUAUAUAUGUCUACAAAGAUAUCCACUGAUAUGCGAUGGCAUAAAGACCAACGAGCCACAACUGAUACCAUUAUGAGGCAUCCUGCAGACUCUGAGUUUUGGAAGACAUUUGAUAAAGACCAUAGUUGGUUUGCUAGUGACGCUCGCAAUGUUAGGCUCGGUUUGGCCAGUGACGGUUUCAAUCCCUUCAACAAUUUAGCAAAACCUUAUAGCAUUUGGCCAGUUAUCCUAGUGCCGUAUAACUUGCCUCCCUGGUCAUGCAUGAAAGACCAAUUCUUCAUGACAUCCCUACUUAUUCCUGGUCCUAAAUCACCAGGUAAUGACAUUGACGUUUACUUGCAGCCAUUGGUUGAUGAAUUGGUUGAACUUUGGGAGCAUGGGGUGCCUACAUAUGAUGCCUCCACUAAGGCAACGUUUACGUUGGAUGCUGCCUUGAUGUGGACAAUCCAUGAUUUUCCUGCCUACGGUAAUCUCUCUGGCUGGUCAACUAAAGGAAAAUUGGCAUGUCCUUCUUGUAAUGCCAAUACAGAGUCAAAUUGGUUGAAGUUUGGAAGGAAACAGUGUUAUAUGGGACACCGUCGAUUCUUGCCGCCAGACCACAUAUGGAGAUCGCGGAAAGGGUUGUUCAAUGGUAAAGAAGAUCACCGUAACCCACCAAGGCUGUUAAAUGGAUCAGACGUUGUCAGUCAACUACAUAUGCUUGGGGAUGUGCAAUUUGGUAAAUCCCGUAGGAAGAGAAAACGCACUUCGGAAGAGUUGAAUUGGACAAAGAUUAGCAUAUUCUUCAAGUUACCUUAUUGGUCAACCCUUUUGAUUCGGCAUAAUUUGGAUGUUAUGCAUAUUGAAAAGAACAUUUGUGAUAACAUCUUCGGUACUUUAAUGAACAUUCCUGGGAAAAGCAAAGAUAACAUCAAUGCACGACGUGACCUGGAGAAUUUGGGUAUGCAGAAGGAAUUACAUUUGAGGCGUGCAGGUGAACGGUUUACACUGCCGCCUGCAAUGUACACAUUACACGGAGAAGAACGGAAUAAAUUUUGUGAAUGGUUUGCAGAGGUUAAGUUCCCUGAUGGGUUUGCUUCCAAUAUUGCCCUUUCAGGGUUAUUACGACCUGACAUUGCGUUGGCAUUGACAGAGCUCAGUAGUUUCUUCAAAAAGUUGUGUUCACGAACAGUUGAUAUAACUCACCUAUCCCAGCUUCAAAGUGAUAUUGUCAUCAUCCUAUGUAAGUUGGAGAUGAUAUUCCCUCCAUCAUUUUUUGAUGUCAUGGUCCACCUAGCUAUUCAUCUACCUCGUGAGGCGAUACUUGGGGGUCCAGUGCAAUAUAGAUGGAUGUAUCCAUUUGAGAGAUAUCUCGGCAAAUUCAAGCGGUAUGUCAAGAAUAAAGCGCGACCAGAAGGUUCAAUAGCUGAAGCAUAUAUUCAUAUCGAAUGCUUGACCUUUUGCUCAAUGUACCUCCAAGAUGUUGAGACGAAGUUCAACCGAGUUGAUCGCAACAUUGAUGGCGGAGGAGAGGACACCAUAGAUGGUUUCUCAAUUUUCAAUCAACAUGUUCGUCCAUUGGGUAUAUCAUCUAAUGUGAAAUUAGAUGAUAAACUCCUUAGUUCAGCUCGAUGUGAGCACUACCAGAAGUGUAAGUUGCAUACGCCAAAUUCUGUUGAUCGCGAGCACAAGAAUGAGUUUCCAACUUGGUUCAAGAAACAUGUUCAAGACCAACGUUUGGUCAACCCGCUUGAUGUUUCUGCAGAUCUAUAUGCAUUAGCUUGCGGUCCUGACCUUUGGGUUGCAACAUAUUCUGCUUGCAUUAUAAAUGGGAAAAGCUGUGAUUGGUUUGAUGUUGGUGAUCAAAGACGAGGGGUCCGAGUGGACGUCCAUAUGACUAGUGUCAACAUGUCACGCACUUGGUAUAAGGACGAGCCAUUUGUGUUGGCAUGCCAAGCUUCCCAAUGUUGUUAUGUAAAAGAUUUACGGAUGAAAGGGAAUUGGUAUGUUGUUCAGAAGUUCACAAAUAGAAAUGUUUACGACAUUCCACCAAGACCGAGUGCCUUAGAUGAUAAUGAUGUCGAAUCAAGUGACGAUGAUGCCUAUCAAGAAGAUGUACCAUCAUAUGAGUAUGCUCCCAUGCAUUGUGAUGAUGAUCCAGUCUCAACUCCACUAAGUAGGACUGAUAUAGAACCUGUAAGUAUUGAUGCCCCAGAAGGUAUGCAAUUGGGGCGUCAUGAUGAGAAUACCAGAGAUAUCAUCACCGAUGAGGUGGUUGCUUACGGUUCAGAAGAUGGUUAUGGCGAUGGGGAAUAUUCAGACGAGGAAUAUUUCUCGUCAGAUGAAGAUUCAAUGUCGAAUUAG